Messenger RNA from Staurois parvus, 502 nucleotides. The record is from the annotation of a GenBank genome assembly. Lineage: Eukaryota; Metazoa; Chordata; Amphibia; Anura; Ranidae.
AUAUACAUACACAGAAAUACACACGCACAGACACAUGUACAUACACACAGACACAUGUACACACAGACACAUGUACGUAGAUACACACAAACAAACACACAGACACAUGUACAUGCACACACACACACACACACACAGACACAUGUACACACACACAUACAUAUACACACAUGUACAUACACACAGACAUAUGUACAAUUGUACAUACAUACACAAACACACACACACCCAUAAAAAGUUGCAGUACUUCGUUGUUCACUCACAGAUCCGGGUACUGCACUCUAGGGGAAGGCAGAGAGCACAGCACACACUCCUUGCUUUGCUUUCACUGCGCUCAGCUAUUGAGCAGUCUGACGGCUCCCAGUGCCAAUGACAGAUCCGGCUUGAGCUCCGAGCCUGCUCAGCAAGACGGCCCUGGGGGACACACUCGCCCUCACCAUAAUUUCCACUCGCCAUUGGCGAUCAGGCAAGUGGAAAUUUCAAGCCCUGCUUUAAGGCAUCC